GAUAGUGAAUUUCACCUGCACGUCAACUGGCUUCUUUCCCGAAAACAUACACCUGAAAUGGUUUGAAAAUAGCAUGGAGCUUCCCGCCUUUCAGACCUUGGUCUUCCUGCUUGGAGAUGCUGCGUCCUACACUCUCAUCAGCAUAGCCAUGGUGACCCUUGACUUGUCCUCACUCCACUCCCAGCUCACCUGCCAAGUGUCUCACAGUACAUUGCAGAGCCCCCUCAGUAGGCACGUGAACAUCUCUAAAUUCCUCCAAGUUAUACCCACAGUGACUAUAUCAGCACAUCAGGUUCCAAGCCUUCAGCUGUCCAUACUCACUUGCCACAUCCAAAGGUUCUACCCUGAAGUCAUACAAAGCACCUGGCUAGAGAUGAACAGAGGCCUUAAGGCCUGUGAGGCUUCCGUGCUCACCAAGAACCCAGAUGGCACAUUCAACCAAGACAGUCAUGUUCUGGUCUACACCUCUGAGGACAAAGCACAGUUCACCUGCCAAGUGUGGCAAGAGGCCCAGCCACCGGUCCAGGCCAGCAUGCAACUGAGUGAGUUCAGAGAAGCCAGAGCAUUCAGCGCCCCCUCUGGGACCCUCAUCCUGCUUGGCUGGAAGUUGUUUUCCUUCACUGCACUUUGCGCCAUCUGUGUCCUCAAGAGGAGAUUCCCUUCCAGGUCACAGGUACCACAAGGCCCUCCACAGUGACACAGGAGCCUCAGUCCCUCCUGUUUUAUUUAGAAGAACUGAUCCAGGAACAGCACUUGCCAUGAAGCCUGCAGCCACUACCAAAGCUUCUCCUGUCCCACCAGCCUCCUGAGACCUGUCUAGCACCGGCUGUCCCUCCCUGUCUCCUGCAGCCCACAGAAAGGAUGAGAGCCUGGACUGGGAAGGGAUGAGAGGUAGUCUUUCACAUCCUAUGGACAGCAGUUUCUCUGGGGAUUCUGGGCAUGAAGUCCAUGACCCUGAGCAAGAAACCCAGAAGAGGCAAAUUAAGCUCCUACCCAGGGAGGCACACAAACCUGCAAUUCUGAAGGCCCCUCCCAGACUCCUCAAGGAAAGCCUGUUGUGCAUGAGACCUUUACAGCUCCAUCAUUAAAAUGUUAUAAGAAACAUCUAUGGCCAAUAAACAUAUAAAGAGAUGUCCAAUCUCAUUAGUAAUCAGGAAAAACCAAAGCAAAACCACCCUGAGACACCACUUGGUCCCUACAUAGAAAAAAUAAAGA
Molecule: messenger RNA, 1215 nt
Organism: Nyctereutes procyonoides (raccoon dog)
Lineage: Eukaryota; Metazoa; Chordata; Mammalia; Carnivora; Canidae
Product: signal-regulatory protein beta-1-like
Exons: 4
Coding region: 74-697 (207 amino acids)
Biological process (GO): positive regulation of T cell activation; positive regulation of phagocytosis
Cellular component (GO): plasma membrane
Source: RefSeq, a predicted model, not a curated record